This is a messenger RNA of Xiphophorus maculatus (southern platyfish), 5857 nucleotides long. Its product is annotated as zinc finger MYND-type containing 8. Gene Ontology annotation, biological process: regulation of DNA-templated transcription. Gene Ontology annotation, molecular function: protein binding. The transcript has 20 exons. Bases 1505 to 4891 code for a protein of 1128 amino acids. The record is from RefSeq and is a predicted model, not a curated record. Lineage: Eukaryota; Metazoa; Chordata; Actinopteri; Cyprinodontiformes; Poeciliidae.
UAAUUUUUUUUAUUUGCUCUUUCUGGAAUAUAUCUGACUCUCUGCUGGGGAUUUAUUUGCCUUUAAGUCUGCUUGCUGCUUGAUGGAUAUGAAAAAAAGCCCUUUUGGAUACCUUUUUACUCCAGCUCAUCUUGUCUUUUUGGUGGCUGCAGAAAUUUCUUGACAAUGUUUCUAAGAAGGUUUUGAAAACGAGGUUGUUGUGCAGCUCUGCUGAAGAAUGGCGAACGUUCUCUCCUUUUCAGGGCUGUGGUGGAGACUCGGCUAGCGUCUCUUAUUUUCAUGUGGGCCUCGUUUGUUCACUCAGUCCGGAACAGGAAGGCCCUGAAGGGGUGUGUGUGCGCUUGUGAGAAAGCUGGUCUAGCUGAAACAAGAUCUCCAUGUGUCAUAGCUUAAACUUUGUUUAAUGUUUUUAUUUCAGUUUGAUAAACUUUCUCUAAUUGCUUCAUUUUUAAAGUCUCUCCUGGUUUGAGUAAUGGUCAUUUUGUUUAGGUCUUUGGGUUGUAGAAGAACCACAAAGAGGAAUUUAAGUAACUACUGGCUGAUUGCAUUAUAUCUGGGUUUCAUUGUUUGUAUCAUUGUUUGUAUCAAAUCUUAUCUUUUGGAUCAUCUGUUCACAUUCAGACUUUUGGGCUUACAUUUUAUCCAUCGUAUAUCCACAGCUUGGCUGCAAUUUAACCAACUUUGUCUGGAGUUUCUCUGUAAAAAUGGAGUCUGGAGGCGUAAAGAGGAUUGUUUUAGUUUUCCAAGUGAAAAUAAAACCAUCCCACAACUGUGGGCAUUCGAGUUGCAGACUGAAACCCUAUCAUUCAGCUGGAAACCAGAGCUGCAGCAGCCAGAGCUAUUAACUGAUCGAGUGUGUGACCUGUCAGGGGUUCUCUGGAGGGCUUCUUUCCCUGGUCUUUUGAAUAAAGGGCACAUCCUUGGAACGAGGCCCUGUGUUGCUUGGACAAAAGAAGAGCCAAAGACCCUCAUUUAUUGCCAAACCCUCUUUUUAUUCUGCUUUUUGUAACCACAGAGGGAACGAGAUGCUUUGCAGGAGCAAAGACGGGGGGGAGUGAGGAUUAUUUAUUUUUAUUAUUUAUUUUUUGUCAGAGGUUAAUGGUUUGACUUCUAUGUUGAGCAGGCUUUGUGAAAGCGAAUCUCUAUAGUUGGUGGAUUCCAAACAGAUUAUUUGGUAAAGAUUUUGUUCGAGAAUAUUGAGAUGACCUGAAUGGUCUCCAAGAAAAGGCCUAAAUCCUCCAGAGAGUCUGCUGUUGUUACUGAAGGGGCUUGGAAGGUGGUAGAAGUGUGUACUGUUAAUUACAAUGAGAGGCUGUCCUCUUCGCAUGGGGCAGCUCUCUUUGGAUUUCUUGUUAGUCUAGGUCUUUUCGCCAAUUGUCAUAAACAAAACAGGCCGUGGCCCAGUUGAGCCACAAUUUUACUUCGUCUGUGACAUCUUCUGACGAGCGCGGAUACUCGUCUGGCUGAGGAGGAGAUAAAGAAAGAGCCGGAUGUGGUAGAGGGGAUGGACGCUUCUCUGCGAUCGAAAGCACCUGAUGCACCAGGUUCAGCGGAACGAUCAGCAGCACCACAGAAGCGAAAGGUGUCAAGUCCGACCCAUUCCUCCAAUGGACACUCUCCUUCAGACACUUCUCCCAGUCCCCUUAAGAAAAAGAAAAAGCCAGGAGCUGUGAAUUGUAACAACAAAGACCAGUCAGAGCUAAGACAUGGUCCCUUUUACUAUAUGAAGCAGCCAGCACUCACCACAGACCCUGUUGAUGUUGUACCGCAGGACGGCAGGAAUGACUUCUACUGCUGGCUGUGCCACCGCGAGGGUCAGGUGCUCUGCUGUGAGCUCUGCCCCAGGGUGUACCACGCCAAGUGCCUCAAACUACCAGCCGAGCCCGAGGGCGACUGGUUCUGUCCAGAGUGUGAGAAAAUAACAGUUGCUGAGUGCAUUGAAACCCAGAGCAAAGCAAUGACAAUGCUAACGAUAGACCAACUCUCCUACUUACUGAAAUUUGCACUCCAAAAAAUCAAACAGCCUGGGACAGAGCCGUUUCAGAAACCCGUGUCACUAGAACAGCAUCCGGAUUAUGCAGAGUACAUCUUCCACCCUAUGGACCUAAGUACUAUAGAAAAGAAUGUGAAAAAGAAAAUGUACGGCUGCACUGAGGCUUUUCUUGCUGAUAUGAAGUGGAUCUUACACAACUGCAUUAUCUAUAAUGGAGGUAAUCAUAAAUUAACAGCAACUGCAAAGGUCAUUGUCAAGAUCUGUGAACAUGAGAUGAAUGAGAUUGAGGUGUGUCCGGAGUGCUAUUUGUCUUCUUGCCAAAAAAGGGAUAACUGGUUUUGUGAGCCAUGUAGUCAGCCUCACCCUCUGGUUUGGGCUAAGCUGAAGGGUUUUCCUUUUUGGCCGGCAAAAGCACUCAGAGAAAAGGAUGGUCAAGUAGACGCACGCUUCUUUGGGCAACAUGAUCGCGCCUGGGUUCCUAUCAACAACUGCUACCUGAUGUCCAAAGAAAUCCCUUUCUCUGUGAAGAAAACAAAGAGCAUUUUCAACAGCGCCAUGCAAGAGAUGGAGGUCUACGUGGAAAACAUCCGCAAGAAAUUUGGCAUUUUUAACUACGCACCCUUCCGCACUCCCUACACACCCAACAACCAGCUGCAGAUGCUGGCGGACCCCAACAACCCCAAUGCCGGGACGGUGAAAACAGAGAAGCCAGACAAGCUCCGCUUCAACUUUGACAUGACUUCCUCUCCCAAGAUGAUCCUCAGCAAAAGUUCUACGCCCAGCGGGAUGAGCCGGCGGGCCUCAAUGAUGGAAAUGCCUCGGUCUCCAAUGAGCACCAACUCCUCGGUUCACACAGGGUCUGAUGGGGAGCAAGAAACCGAGAAGCCGAGCAGGAACCCUGCCUUACACUACAGCACUGGAGAGGAAUCGAUGGACUGCACUGCAUCUCCUGUAUCGGGGAAGCCUGGUCCAACUGCUAGUGUGAGCAGCAGUCCAAAACCCAUAAACUCUGCACUGGUUCCUAAGCAGGACAGGACAGCAGGAACUGGAGGCAUCCUCAACCUUAACCUUGAUCGAGUGAAGGCUGAAAUGGACCUGAAGGAACUAAGUGAGACAGUGCAGCAACAGCAGCAACAACAACAAGCAGCCCCCACUACCGUCACCACUACGAAGAGACCCAUCAGGAGUCUGGACAAGACCAUUGAAAGCUGCAAAGCACAGCUGGGUAUUAAUGAGAUAUCUGAAGAUGUGUAUAAAGAUGUGGACCACAGCGACUCUGAGGACUCUGAGAAAUCUGACUCCAGCGACAGCGAAUAUCCCAGCGAUGAAGAACACCGGUCCAAGAACUCUGCACACGAGGACAAGGAGAAAGCAGAAAGAAAAAGGUCAAAGGCGAGUGCGGAGGGAGAGGGUAAGGAGGGAGUUACAGCGACGGGGGAUAAAACCGCUGUCCCUGAGCCUUUGCUCAAAGAGAAGCCGGGCUGCAACGGUCCAGACAGGGAUCUGCAGGAAAAGCCCAGGACACCUCAGUCUCAACCCGUCACUGAAAAGCCUAAACCACCAGAAGAGGGCAAGACAGCUUCUGCAUCCGCUGAACAGGACUCUGAUUCUGAGAGAGAGCUCGUCAUUGAUCUGGGCGACGAACAUGGAGGACGGGACGCAAAGAGGCAGAGAAGAGACCCGAGCUCCGCCGCUGCCAAAAAUACUAAAGAGUCCAACGCUGCCAAGGUGGAAGGUAAGCUGUCUUCAUCUGCUGCGUCAGCUACACCGACACGAGAAGCUGCCUCCAACCUGAAGGACUCUCUGCAGCCGUCCAUCACAGCAGCGCUCAACCUUGUUUCCAGUGCAGCAUCUGGUCAGCCCAGCACCUCCACAACCACCAGUGGAUCUACCACUGCGCCACCUUCUGGCUCCACGACGUCCACAACACCCACAACUGUAAAAAAACAGCGGCCGCUUCUUCCUAAAGAGACGGCUCAGCAUGUGCAGCAGGCGGUGGUCUGGAAUCCCACCAAGUUACAGACGUCGUCGCAAAAAUGGCAAGUGCAGAAGCUCCAGAGGCAGCAGAACGAAGAGCAGUCGGGUGUCCAGGGUCAGAGUCAGACGCGCAGCCAGCAGCUGCAGUCACAGCAGAACUCCUCCAGCACUCGCUAUCAGACCAGACAAGCAGCUAAAGUGCAACAAAAAGACCCAGCUCAAAGCUCCUCAUCAACAGCGGGACAGAUCACAUCUGCUGCGUCGUCUCUGGUGUCAGCAGACUUGCAGAUCCCCACAGUUUCAGCAGAUGUAGCAGCAGAUAUCGCCAAAUACACCAACAAAAUUAUGGACACAAUAAAAGGGACAAUGACUGAAAUCUACAACGACCUCUCUAAAAGUACAUCAGGAAACACGAUUGCUGAGAUUCGACGUCUGAGGAUAGAGAUUGAAAAACUCCAGUGGCUUCAUCAGCAGGAGUUAUCAGAGAUGAAGCAUAAUCUGGAGCUGACGAUGGCGGAGAUGAGGCAGAGUCUUGAGCAGGAACGGGAACGUUUGGUUGCUGAGGUGAAAAAACAGAUGGAGCUGGAGAAGCAGCAGGCGGUGGAUGAGACCAAAAAGAAACAGUGGUGCGCCAACUGCAGGAAGGAGGCCAUCUUCUACUGCUGCUGGAAUACCAGCUACUGUGAUUACCCCUGUCAGCAAGCACACUGGCCUGAGCACAUGAAGUCCUGCACACAGUCGGCCACAGCAUCCCAGCAGGAAGCAGAGGCAGAGCCCGGCUCGGAGCCGUUGGUCAAACCAUCGGGCCACUCUCCCGCUGUGCAGUCCAUUCCCUCAGCCGCAGGCUCGAUAUCGGACAAAAGCAACUCUCCCACCUACACUGACAAAAACAAGGACAGUUCUGGUGUCACUGUGACCUAACUGAUACACUACAGACACAUCGGUGGAGUGAAUGUGAGGCAGGUGGCCUCGAAGUUGGUGCUUCAAGCCCUGCACCUUGACGACAAAUCACUUUUUUUUCUCUCUCUCUCUUUCAUUCCCAUUUGUAUAUGUGGUCACUGGACUGUUUUCGGUUCACUUCUCAUUUUCAGUUUCCACAUCUGCGUUUAAGUCAGUUAAUCAUGUGAAAAUAGUCUGUCUCGAGAUGUGAAAUGUUUUUCAUUCUACAGUUUUGCAUUGUUGCUCAGAUUAUAUCAACCCACAGGAUAAUCUCUUCAUUUCUCUUUCAUUGCUGCUCCAUAGGACUUUGCUGCUGUUUGAUUGCUCUCCAUAUUGUGAGACAAAACAUUUGAAACAGCCUUCAACAAUUAUACACAAUGAUUAUGGUGCCAUCACAAAUACUUAAAAUGAUUUAUUUUUUCUUUUCUUUUGGUUUAAACCACACUUGCUUAAUGUCGAGUAGUGCAGGUUUAAAUGACACAUUUCAGUCCAACAUGUUUGCUUCAUGUCAGUGGUGGCGUUUUGGUUUCAUACCAGUUUUGUAUUGUAGUUCUGUGUUAUAUAGCCACACAUUUAAAAUGGAAAAAAAAAAAUCUGAUUUAUUAAAAAGCCUAAACAAUUUAAACUGUACAGCUUUUGUAAGAAGAUACCUGAACAAUAUUUAUAGUGUUACAUGUUUUUAUAGUAUGUUUAUUGCAAUCACAUUUCUAUGUGUUGAGAAAAGUUAUUUGAAAUGAAACUUCUUCACAUGAAUGUCAGCUCCUAGUGAAGUCUUUGUGUAGCCAGUUACCCAAAGCAGAUGUAAAUCCAAUCAAAAAUGUGCCCAUCUGAGUAGACAUAAAUAUAUAUUGCUUUUUCAGCCAUAUAUUUCCUGUGAGCAUGUUUGUGUAGAGCUUUGUCUUGUUACUGUUUACAUAUUGUAAAAAGAAUAAAUGGACUUGUGAAGAA